Arachis stenosperma is the source of this 663-nucleotide messenger RNA. RefSeq lists its product as uncharacterized. The transcript is spliced from 3 exons. Bases 1 to 663 code for a protein of 220 amino acids. NCBI's taxonomy places the organism in Eukaryota, Viridiplantae, Streptophyta, Magnoliopsida, Fabales, Fabaceae. The record is from RefSeq and is a predicted model, not a curated record.
AUGGCACUCGGCCUCAGGGCUCAGGGUUCAAUCUCCUCCUUCGAAGAGUUGGCACAAUCUUUCAUUGACGAUUUUGCUGCUUCAAGUAUAUACGUUCACGGGUCUGACUACCUAAGCACCAUCAAGCAAGGACAACACGAGAGUUUGAAGGACUAUAUGAUGCGGUUUGCCAAAGCUACCAUGAAAAUUCCAGACUUGAGCCCAGAAGUCCAUUUGCAUCCACUCAAAAGUGGUCUCCUCCAUGGAAAGUUUCAAGAAACAAUGGUCGUUACCAAACCAAAAACAUUAGUAGAAUUUCGAGAAAAGGCCGCAGGCCAAAUGGAAACCGAAGAGCUUUGGGAGGCUCGGAGAGCUGAUAAACAGCAACCUCGUCGAGAUGAAGAAAAGCACCACAAGACCCAAAAUCAUAAAGACCACAAGAAGCCUUUUAAGCUAACACCAAAAGCAGGUUCAUAUCAGGAUCAAAAAUAUGUUGACAAAUCAAAGCACUGCGCUUUCCACCAGAAGUUUGGCCACACCACCGACGAAUGCGUAAUUGCUAAAGAUCUUUUAGAAAGGUUGGCCAGACAAGGGCAUUUGGAAAAAUCUGUAAGUGGGCGUAUACAGCAAGAGAAACAAAGUUCAACUGAUGUCCAGCCUGAGCAAAACCCAAGAGACACCUGA